Molecule: messenger RNA, 1605 nt
Organism: Paramuricea clavata
Lineage: Eukaryota; Metazoa; Cnidaria; Anthozoa; Malacalcyonacea; Plexauridae
Source: the annotation of a GenBank genome assembly
AUGGAAAUUAGUCAUUCAUCAGAUGAUAUUCAUUUCCGGGCUCCAAGUGAACCAGCUCCGAGGAUCGAGGAAGGUUCGAAAAGACAGAAUACAAAUACAAUAACAAGAAGAGACUGUCGAGGCAAAGUCAAAGGUGGGAAAAUGUUAGGCUGUGGUAGGAGGAAAGUCUACGAAGCAGGCUACUUAGGUGUGCAAAGUCUUUUGUGGAAGUCGAUUUCCAUUCACACAAACGUUCACAAAGAAUGGCAUAUUAAACGCAAAGAGCAGGGUUUCUCGAACAACACUGACUUUGCCUCCUUCCUUUUGGCAAAUAUUGGUGAGAAUAAUCAUCAAGCUGCCAAUAUGUGUUUAAACAAUACUUGUGAAAGGUGAGAUUAACUUAUUAUUUUAAUCGGUUAGCGGCGUUUUCACAGGUGCUAAGCCUCAGUUUUUCGUGUUAUAUUUUAUAGUUUUGAGUUGUGUGAUGAAGAUGAGUUCAACCCAUCCAACCCUCAAUUAUGCACAUCAACGCCCAAGAGAGCAAGAACAGCAUUGUUUAAUAAUUCCCCUCAUUGCUGUACAGAAAUUCCAGGUAAAUAGUGCCAGUGGACAGUGGUCAAAGACAUGGCAUAAUUUUAAUUCAUUUUACUGCAACAAACAUCAGUUGUAUGUAAUAAAGAAUUAAUCUAGUCUCCAUUGCUUGGAAUACUGUGGCUCAUUCAUGCUUUGAGAAGCGUCAUACCACUUGUAUGUACAUGGCAAAAACAUAUAACAUCUAAAUGAGUUUUACCUUGAUGAUCCAGUUUGACUAACUCACUGGCAUUCAUUGCGGGUGAGGAUUUGGGUUAAUGUUAGGGUGAUAUCCAAACCAGGUUGACAUCACCUGCAACAAAUGCCUGUGAGUUAGUCAGUCAAAUUGCCUGUGAGUUAGUUAAAUCAAACCAUUGGUAAUCAUGGUAAAUUACAAAUUAAUAACAGGAAAUUAGUGAUUAUACAGUAUGUCAGGGCAUUUGUGGACCCGAAGAGCAUUGAGCUCUUUCGACCCACAUACUUCCAUGAGCUUUCAGGGACUGUUAAUCAUUAAUUCUCCUCAUGUCAUGGUAUUGCUUGAUUUGCUUCUUAAAUGUACUACUUGUCAUCCCUUUAGCCAAAACAACACCUGAUAAAAGAGUAACAACUGAAGAAAUCCAUGAAAACAUAAACAUAUCAAGACAACGUGAUGUUCAAUCUUCUUCUGAACAAGUUUUUCUAGACACAGUUGUCAAGGAAAAUAGCCUUUCAGAGUCAGGAUACUUAUUGCUAGACUCUGACAGUGAGACUGCCUCUGAUAGCGACAAUGAUGUUUUCUAUACCAGUAGCAGUAGCAGUGAAUAUGAAGAAGACCCAAACCCUGUCAUGGAUCAGUUUGAUAUUUCCUAUGAUGAUGACCUUUUUGUUCAUGAAUCUGAAACACCUGACUCACAAUGUAACCAUGAUGAAACUUGUGUUGAGCCUAUUGACAUGGAUAUUACAUCAGAACUGGAACUUGGAACAAUUGAACUGGAUGUUGCUGUCAAUAACCAUACAAGACUAAUUCCCGAAAAUUAUUACAAGGAUAUGGAAAAAGAUGGAAAAAGAUUUGGAUAA